AUGCCGUGGUGGAACGUAGGCGAGGAGCGAGGCGAACAACUCUUUGAUUUACUCGUUCCAAAAGAGAACUUGUUAGCAAUGGGCCGGCUUUACCUCACCUGGUGUCACGGGCAGCCUAUUUCUCUGUUCAAUCCCGACAUAUUCUUGGAAUCUCUCACGUUUCGAGACCUCGAGCUAAUACUCGCUCUACAGACAUUGAGUCUUCGAUAUCCCCCAAGCACUCUCACGCCACAAAAGCGAGAAAGGUUGGACUCAAUGGAAAAGGAAGCCAGAAGUGCCGUUAUGAGUCGAAUAGCCAGCUCAGAAGCCGAGCUUUCAACGCUACAGACACUGUGCAUUCUGAGCAUGGUAGAAUUUGCUGACGGCAAGGUUGCUCAGGCAGGACUGCACGUAGCUAUUGCAAGUCAGUUAGCUCAAAGUGUGCAGCCUAAUAACAUGCUUGGAGACGCCCAAGAGUUCAACGAUUGUGUCCACAGUAUUGUUAUGCUUCAGAACCUUCAAGGAUGUAUACCGCCAUCAACUGGCCCUGGCAGCGCGCUGUCCGGUACCACUACGCCAUCCAUAUCCCAAAUUCGCGCUGCUGCUCUUUCUGGCAUAGAACCACCUGUGCUGCCAUCGGUACCGAGCCUCGGAUACAGCCAAAUGGAUUCCGGUAUCAUGAAGUAUGCUCUGGAGCUCAGCGAGGCAUGGAGAAUGGCUAGGGCUUACGCUGCGAGUCGUGUAGCCGCAGAUGCACUUCCGCCUUGGAACCAACACUCAGACUACUCAAGCAUCAUGCAUCUCCAUCUAGAGUUUGACUGCCGUGUGCCGCUAAAAUACCGUUUUGCUGCUAAUAAAUUUGCAGAACAAGACCAAGACUCGUUAGAGCAGCGGCGUGAUUACUGGGGUCCUUGGCUCUUUAUCCAAAUCGUUUAUGCCGUCAUUCCGUGUAUACUCAAUCAUCCAUUCCUACUAUCAAUGAGACUCAAAAACUUCCGAUAUACUAUACCGCAAUCAUUUAUUCACCACUCUUUCGAAUACAUCAACCGACAUGCCGGGUGGAUAAUGUAUUUCAUUAACCUGCUGGAAAAGAAGUCAUUCUACAUCUCAGACCCGUCACUAGCCCAUUGCAUUGCUAUUGUGGCUACGAUACAUCUCCAGCAUAGCUUUGUCAAAGAUAAAGCCCUUCGGGAUAAAGCUCAGCAGGGGUUUGAGAAAUGUAUGGGGUUUUUACGGCGGAUGGGCGGAACCUGGCCCUGUGUGUCAAUCAUGGCUAAUAACCUUGACAAACUAAGGGAAAGUGUCGGGGAAAUCCGGUCUCCAAACUCGCUCGAUGACGAAUUUCUCGGCGGCCGCAGAUCAUUUUCCAUCGACGGCCAGCUGCUGUGGGAUAUUCUGAUCUAUGAACGGGCCGGGAGACCAGACGCAGGUGCUGACCAGUCAAUUUUUGGCAAGACGUUGAAAGUAGGCUCCAAGUCUCGCGAGGAUGAUGUGCGGACAAGUGCGGAAUUUGACCUGGUCGGCUCGGCUGGUAUAUCUGGACACAAGGCGGUAUCAAAGGAGACACCAGCUUACGCACCAAAUGAGGACAUGCCGCCAACCCCACGGGUUCUGGAGAACAUUGAAGAAAUGGACGAAAGCACUCCAGUGAUGGGAGUAUCUGUUGAAGACAGGUUUUUUGAAGGCAUUGGUGGCCUGGAUGGGCAAGAACAUUUGUUUUUACAGGCAAAUGACUUUGGAAAGGCUAUUGAUAACUGGCUAAGCUUUGAUUCAUUCUAA
Molecule: messenger RNA, 1758 nt
Organism: Pochonia chlamydosporia 170
Lineage: Eukaryota; Fungi; Ascomycota; Sordariomycetes; Hypocreales; Clavicipitaceae
Product: Zn(II)2Cys6 transcription factor
Exons: 4
Coding region: 1-1758 (585 amino acids)
Cellular component (GO): nucleus
Source: RefSeq, a predicted model, not a curated record